Molecule: messenger RNA, 2270 nt
Organism: Elaeis guineensis (African oil palm)
Lineage: Eukaryota; Viridiplantae; Streptophyta; Magnoliopsida; Arecales; Arecaceae
Source: RefSeq, a predicted model, not a curated record
GUCCCUCUGCUCAGUUUAACUCUCUCCGCCAUUUGAGAGGGAGGAGACAGAGGGAUCCCAGAAACCCUCCGAAGCUUCUUGCCCUCCAAAAAUCCUAAUUCUCUUCUUGAUUUCGAGCUCCUCUUCCUCUCUUCUCUUCCCUACUCCGAGCUUGUCGAUCCUCCUACCUAUCUAUCCUUACCCAUGGCGGUGCUCCCGAUUCUUGAAUUCGAAGGGAAGAUCGUGGAGACCGUGGACGAGAACCCGGUGGUGGUGAUCAUCGGCGAGACGGGCUCAGGGAAGAGCACUCAGCUCUCCCAGAUCUUUCACCGGAGAGGAUACACCCGUUCUGGGAUGAUUGCCGUCACCCAGCCUCGCAGGGUUGCCGCGGUGUCUGUCGCUAGGAGGGUUGCGCUGGAACUUGGUGUUCAACUUGGUGAAGAAGUGGGUUAUGCAAUCCGUUUCGAAGAUCGAACUUCUUAUAGAACCUGCAUUAAGUAUUUGACAGAUGGCUGUCUACUUCGUGAGAGUCUAUCAAAUCCAGAGUUAGAGCAGUACUCGGUCAUUAUUUUGGAUGAAGCCCAUGAACGUAGUUUGAAUACUGACAUAUUGCUGGGGUUGAUGAAACGGUUAAUCAAGACACGUUCUUCAAAUUUAAAAGUUCUUAUCACCUCGGCAACCUUGGAUGGUGUAAAGGUAUCAAGAUUUUUUUCAGGUUGUCCUGUGUUGAAUGUCCCAGGGACAUUGUUUCCUGUGGAGAAGUUGUACAGCACCGAGCGUCCCACAAAUUAUGUCGAAUCUUCUCUUAAAACUGCUCUUGAUAUACACGUCCGUGAACCGCCUGGGGAUGUCUUAAUAUUCAUGACAGGACAGGAUGAUAUUGACAAAAUGGUGUCAAAAUUGGAGGAAAGAAUUCAAGACCUUGAGGAAGGUUCUUGUAUGGAUGCUAUUGUCCUCCCACUUCAUGGUUCUUUGCCACCUGAAAUGCAGGUACGUGUAUUUAGUCCAGCACCACCAAAUUGUAGGCGCUUUAUUGUUGCGACAAAUAUAGCUGAAACUUCUUUGACUGUUGAUGGUGUUGUGUAUGUUAUUGAUUGUGGUUAUGUGAAACAACGUCAGUACAACCCAUCAACUGGGAUGUAUUCUCUUGAUAUCGUGCAAAUUAGCAGAGCUUCCACUGGAGCCUUCACUUUCAAGGACUUUGAUUGAGGCAAAUGAGCUGGGCUGUUUGUCUCAGGCUUUGACCGUUGUAGCAAUGUUAUCAGCAGAAAUUACAAUUCGUCCUGCGAGAAGUAAGGCCAAGGAGAGGAAGAGGAGGCAGCCAUUAUCAAACCUUCCUGAUGGUUCUGGCUGGGGUGAUCACAUUCAGUUGCUUCAAAUAUAUGAGCGCUGGGAUCAAGCUGACUAUGAUCUGAAUUGGUGUAUGGAUAAUGACUUGCAGGUACGAAGCAUGAAGUUCUGCAAGGAUGUUAGGAAGCAAUUAUCUCAGAUAAUACAGAAGAUUGCAAAAGGGCCAGUGGAUGUACAAUCAAGCUUAAGAUAUAAAAAGGGUGAAAAGGACUACCAAAAAUUGAGGAGAGCUUUGUGCAUGGGCUAUGGGAAUCAGCUGGCCGAGCGAAUGUUGCAUCACAAUGGCUACCAUACACUUGGUUACAGGUCACAACUUGUGCAGGUACAUCCAUCCUCAGUUCUAGAAGCUGAUGAAGAUGGGCAGUUGCCAGACUAUGUCAUGUAUCACGAACUCAUAAAUACCUCUCGCCCUUUCAUGAGAAAUGUCUGUGCAGUUGAAAUGUCAUGGGUUCUGCCCAUCUUAAAGAAACUAGAGAAAAUGGACACCAACAGACUAAGCCUGUUAACUUGUUUUCCAAGCCAAUGGUGGUGCCGGCGUUUCAAAGGGGUGUGAACCCACGAAGGACAAACUAACGAACUCACCCAUGAAGGAGGGUAAUGAUAGCAAAAAACCAGACUCGGUGGAUAGUAAAAUUCAGGCAGCUCGUGAGCGUUAUCUUGCCCGAAAAGCAAAGAGAUAGCAACUGCAUCCUUCAUGACAAAAGGAAGUUAGAAUGUUUAUGUCGAAGCUAUAGGAGAAAUUCACAAGGAAUUGAUAACUUUUUUUCAAUGCACUGAGCAAUCAUACGUUUGUAAAACUGCACCAAGUUUUUGAUGAACUGUAAUAUUCUUUUCAAUAUUGGGAGCCCCUCUUAAAGGGGUAACACGUUUGCAUGUCUUUUUUAUUUUCUGAUAACAAAAGAAGGGAAUCCCCAAAUGGGCACUGUCCAUCUUGUUGAUUA